AUACACCCCAACUGCUCAAAGUUCAGUUGCAACGGCUGCAGUGGAUGGUUUUUAUUCUCCUGAAUUGAGAGGGGAGUUUAGGGCUGGGCUUUUAGAUCUUCAUGCUAUGGAUGACACAGAACUUCUUUCAGAGCUCAAAAUUUCUUUCUUGACUCCAAAGGUGCUGAAAGAGAGCUUUAAAAUUUAUUGUGCGAUUAAUGAUGGCGUCAUUAAUCUUGUUGAUAAGUUUUUUGAGAUGCCUAGGCAUGAAGCUUUCAAAGCCCUUGAAAUCUACAAACGAGCUGGCCAGCAGAAGAUUAUGUUGGGUCUCUGUUUCUUGGAAGAUCUGGUUUAUGCUUGGUGGUAUCAUGGCUUUGUGGGGGCCUUUUCUAUUGCUAGUCAAGGAGUAGCUCUUGGUGUUUGUCUGAUGCUUGCUACUGGUUCUGGUAUGCUGGUAGUAGGUCCCUGCCUUACAGAAGAGAGGUUGCUGUUUGAAUUCCAUCCUGCUCAACAAUUUUCAUUCAAUCUUCCUUGGUUAUGGUUUCUCAAAGGCAUCAGUCCUGUGGCGAUAUUGAAGAAUGCAGCUCAAGUGACUAGAUAUUCUGACCAAAACCAGCAGCAAUCUUCUAAGAUACAGCAAGACAUGUAAAAGCCUAAGAAGCAAUUGCAACCUUGUUAUUUCCUUCUACAAAGCCAGCUUCAGGAAAGAUAAAUGGGUGAUGUCUGAAUGCAAAUAUAGGGUCUGAGCUCUAAGUCAACAAAUGAAAAUGGAGAGUUACUAUGUGGAAGGAUCUCCAUUGUGAGGGUUGAUCAGACAGCUCGGCUUGAAUUGGGAGCACCCACAGCACAUCGCAAGGGAAGUGGAAAUUGGUCUGUGCAGAUGUUGUAUAGUAUUUUUAAGUGAAAUGUCGAUUAGAAUGCAAUGGGUCUGGUCCCAAUCACGUUUCUACCAUUGUGGUCACGCAGAAGCUACAAGUGCUGCUUCCUGCAAACCUUUCAAAAAAAAAGAAAAAAGAACAGUGCUCCUUCCUGUUUGGGUUCUAGAUUAUUAUCAAACCGACCAUUUUGGGGUAAUAUCUGAAUUUUUUAAUUAAUUUAUGGAAAAUCGAAAUAAAGAAGAGGAAAAUCGUAGAGAACACCUUCACAGCC
Molecule: messenger RNA, 1128 nt
Organism: Magnolia sinica
Lineage: Eukaryota; Viridiplantae; Streptophyta; Magnoliopsida; Magnoliales; Magnoliaceae
Exons: 6
Coding region: 107-628 (173 amino acids)
Biological process (GO): clathrin-dependent endocytosis; clathrin coat assembly; vesicle budding from membrane
Cellular component (GO): clathrin-coated vesicle; clathrin-coated pit
Molecular function (GO): phosphatidylinositol-4,5-bisphosphate binding; SNARE binding; 1-phosphatidylinositol binding
Source: RefSeq, a predicted model, not a curated record